This is a messenger RNA of Ilex paraguariensis (yerba mate), 2429 nucleotides long. The record is from the annotation of a GenBank genome assembly. NCBI's taxonomy places the organism in Eukaryota, Viridiplantae, Streptophyta, Magnoliopsida, Aquifoliales, Aquifoliaceae.
CCUGAUUGAUUUUUUCUUGUCCGUCGUCGAAGCUAAAAACAACCCCGCUUCGGAUCUCCUCUGCAACCUGCGAUUCACUCUUCUAAUCUCCAAGAAUACAAAGGUGUCGUAAUACUUGCAUCUGUAUCUAGAGAGAGAGAGAUUGUGUAGAAUCUUAUACAAGCAACAAGAGAUGGGUUGCAGAAACAGGGGAUUCUCAGAGGAAGAGAACGCCGUAUCGGCUUCACUCAGCGACGCAUUGCUCUUCGCCACUAUGUGCAUUGUUGGCCUACCAGUCGACGUUCAUGUCAAGGACGGUUCGAUUUAUUCUGGAAUCUUCCAUACUGCUUGUGUGGAGGAUGACUAUGCCAUUGUAUUGAAGAGAGCAAGAAUGACUAGGAAGGGGAGUCACGAUGCAAAUGUAGCAAAUGGAGAUUUGAUUGAAACACUCGUCGUCUUGUCAGAAGAUUUUGUCCAAGUGGUUGCCAGGGGAGUCCUGCUUCCAGCAACUGGAGUUGUUGGAAAUGUACCUGGGAAUGAUACAGGGGCUGUUACUGGCAAUGCUCCUUCGCUUGAAUAUCCAGAGAGGGACGCAAAAACAACAAGGCCCAGCAAAUUCAAAAAUAAUAGAAAGGACAUGAGUUGGACAAGGUGCUCAGUCCCAGUGGAGAAUGGUUUUUCUCAUGGUUUUGUUCCUAAUACUUCCAUUGGCUUGGGCAAUGCCAUGGAAGUUGAAAUUUUGAAAUCAGAUGGGGUAGAUUUAGCAAAGAAGGAAGAAGCUUCUGGAGUUGCAGUUAAUGGAAGACAGGUUGGGGAUGGCUCACAGGGGAAACAGAGCAAUCACAAAGAGAAGUAUGACUUUCAGAGGGAGCAAAAUACCCAUGAAGUUAAAGGCUCAAUUUCUAGCUUGGAUGAUUCUGAAACCCACUCAAAUGCUGUCGAAAAUAUAGUUGUGGAGAUUGCAUCCAAUGGUUUGCCAACAACCAUGCUUUGUGACAGUCCUCCUCCUUUUACUGUCAAACUUGACGAUCAGUGUCAGGAGAGGCAGACUUCAAAAGAUAUUCCGUAUCUGAAUGCUCUUAAUUCUUGUGUUUCGACUGCUGUCACUUCAGCUGUGGAUGUUGCUUCUGUAUCCCGUGCCAGUCCAUCAUCGACUUUUACUGAAGCGGUCCCUCCAAAAAGUUCAAGCUCUAGUAAAACUUCCAAGGAAUUUAAGCUCAAUCCCGGAGCAAAGAUGUUCUCUCCAUCAUUUGUCCAACAUAGAUCCGCAACCCCUCCAGCAGCGGCAACCGUUGCAAGUGUGACUUACAUACCAGACCCCUGUCAUGUGGUACCAGUUGCUACUCAGCAGCCAGAAGCUGAAAUCAGCUCUUUUGCUCCUCAUUCAUCUCUGCCUGUUAAGUUCGUUCCAUAUAAUAACUUGGUAGCUGGAAAUGGUGGCAGCGAUCUGCAAUAUGUUCAACCUAUUGUUGGACAUGUGGGGAGCAGAACACCACCAGUUAGAUAUGCUGGUCAGUAUCAUCCUGUUCAAGCUGGGGCUGCCUAUGUGCACCCAAAUUCUCAAAAUGUUGGACGAGCGGGGCCACUUGUCUAUAUGCAUCCAGUUUCUCAGGAUCUGGUUCAGGUUGCACCAGCUCUCUCUCAAGUAUCUACACACCCUCUGCUGACUCCACAUCAGGUUCAUCUUCCUAAGCACCAAGGAAAUGCAACGGCUCAAGCAGUGCAUCUGUGCAUGUCUACCCCCUUUAUAGCUAGUGGACAGCAGUCAUUUGCAGUGCCCAGCCACAUCCCUAUUUCACAACCUUCCUUCCCUGUUUUCCGUCCUAUUCCAGUCCGAGGAUCUAAUGGUUUUUUGGGAUCCAAGUUUUUGUGAAUGAUUAUUUCCUAUCUCUUCCUCUCAAUUAAAGGCAGGCCUGCCUAAGCAAGAACUUGCACCAGGGUUACAUUCACCUCCUUUUUGACCCAAAUUUUGGCUUUUAGUUAAAUUAUUCAUCAAAGUUCUAGCUUAUCCAUUUUCAUUGUCAUCCUUCACAUAUUUGGGGUGUAAUCUUUUGGUUUCUUUUUUUGUAAGGCCAGUUUUAAAAGGAAAGGCUGUAUAGAGCGCAAAGUUAUAUCGGUUUUUUUGGGAAAUUUUUGGAGAAGGUUAUUUCUGUGGGAGCCCAAAGUUGUAGGUGUAUUUAAGUGAGGGCGAUCAUACAGAAGGAGAAUUGGGCAUUGAACGAACACAGAAGAUUCGACGUUUUUUGAUCUGGUAUUUUUGUUCCCAGCUCUCAAGAUUUGAAUGCUACAUCGAUGAUUUGGAAAUUAUAGGUGGAGAUCAUUUUAUGAUGUGGAUGUUAUAGACAACUUGUCUGUGCAAUCAGUAUUUUUAUCUGAAUAUUAAAAACAAAUGUUUGCGAACUUUUCUGGUUCUUUUCACUGGAUAGAAAUGUGUCUGACCUUGCUUAUCA